AUAAACAAACCUCAAUAGAAGCUGCGGAAGUAAGGCAUGGGUUCAUACUCAAAAUUGUUUCUAUAAUACACAUAAAAGAGCCUUGUUGGGAAGAUGAAUAGUCUCUCUCCAGAGUUGGCAUUGAGCCGUAUUUCUCCUGAGCUGCGGCCUUUACUCUGCUCUAUAGUGAGGAAUGGACGGGUUGGUUUGGAUUCAUCCAGCUGUCUCCGGAUUACUGACCUCAAGAGUGGCUGCACAUCACUGAUGCCCGGUCCUUGCUGUGACAGAUUUAAACUUCAUAUUCCAUAUGCUGGAGAGACUCUCAAAUGGGACAUCAUCUUUAACGCCAGAGACCCAGAACUGCCCCCAGACUUUAUCUUCGGAGAAGAUGCCGACUUUCUUCCUGAACCAUCUGAACUCCCGAACUUGGUUUCAUGGGACUCGGGUAAACCGGAGUGUCUCCUGCUGCUGGUGAAGGAGAUGCUGCAGCAGUACCAUCAGUACCAGUGCCAGCGGCUGCGAGACAGUUCCCGUCUGCUCUUUGAAUACGACAGCCUGCUCGAAGACCCAAACUAUGGACGUAAUAUGGAGAUCUAUGCUGGACGCAAGAACAGCUGGACGGGGGAGUUUUCUGCUCGUUUCCUUCUCAAGCUCCCUGUGGAUUUUAGCAACAUUCCUAUCUAUCUUCUCAAGGACACAGCUCUGGAUCCAGGAGAGGAUGUCGCUCUUUUGUCUGUCAGCUUUGAAGAUGCGGAAGCCACACAAGUCUUUCCAAAACUCUACCUAUCUCCCAGCAUUGAGCAUGCUCUUGGCGGAUCUUCAGCCUUACAUAUCCCAGCAUUUCCCAGUGGAGGAUGCCUUAUUGACUACGUGCCUCAAGUGUGCCAAUUACUCACAAACAAGGUUCAGUAUGUCAUUCAAGGAUAUCACAAGAGGAGAGAAUACAUUGCUGCUUUUCUCAGUCACUUUGGCAUGGGUGUGGUGGAGUAUGAUGCUGUUGGCUUUACCAAGCUCACCCUUCUGCUUAUGUGGAAAGACUUCUGCUUCCUGGUCCAUGUGGAUCUGCCUUUGUACUUCCCUCGAGAUCAGCCCACCCUGACGUUUCAGUCCAUCUAUCACUUCACCAGCAGUGGGCAGCUCUACUCUCAGGUGCAAAAAUCCUACCCCUACAGUCCACGCUGGGAUGGGAACGAGAUGGCCAAACGAGCCAAGACUUACUUCAAGAGCUUUAUCCCUCAGUUCCAGGAGGGGGCUUUUGCCAAUGGAAAGCUGUAGAUUUACAGCAUGAAGGUCUGCUUUUACAGUUGGAGUUCAUGAACAGGUUGUACAGGAAACAGCAUGUCUGACUUACAAUCCUGACAACUGCUCCUCUGUAAUGUUUUUGCUCUCAUAAUGUCAUUCAGUAUAUUUAAAUGUACUGUAGGUGUGCGUUUUUAUUUCUGUUUACCUUUAUUGUUUUUUUUUGUAAUAAUUUAAAUGCCUUUAGUUUUUUCCUCAUGUCAUUUCUGAACAGCUAAAAUCAAUAAAUCAAGUUUCUUUGCUA
Molecule: messenger RNA, 1522 nt
Organism: Danio rerio (zebrafish)
Lineage: Eukaryota; Metazoa; Chordata; Actinopteri; Cypriniformes; Danionidae
Gene: babam2
Product: BRISC and BRCA1 A complex member 2
Biological process (GO): double-strand break repair; positive regulation of DNA repair; response to ionizing radiation
Cellular component (GO): BRCA1-A complex; nucleus; cytoplasm
Molecular function (GO): polyubiquitin modification-dependent protein binding
Source: RefSeq, marked provisional